Periophthalmus magnuspinnatus is the source of this 2970-nucleotide messenger RNA. RefSeq names its product protein mono-ADP-ribosyltransferase PARP9-like. Gene Ontology annotation, cellular component: cytoplasm; nucleus. NCBI's taxonomy places the organism in Eukaryota, Metazoa, Chordata, Actinopteri, Gobiiformes, Gobiidae. The coding region runs from base 71 to 2533 and encodes 820 amino acids. The record is from RefSeq and is a predicted model, not a curated record. Gene Ontology annotation, molecular function: transcription corepressor activity; ubiquitin-like protein ligase binding. Gene Ontology annotation, biological process: positive regulation of type II interferon-mediated signaling pathway; negative regulation of gene expression. The transcript is spliced from 11 exons.
GGACCGGCCCACACGAGCCACACCUCCCGCCGCGCGCUCUGGGCUUCAGUCGGGACUUUCCUGCGCCAAAAUGGCCUCUAAUGCCCCGCCCCCACACACUCUGGACCUCGCUCUGUCUGGUCCAUCCUUGCACGUCGCUCGCAGCUCCGCCCAAAUCCUCCUGGACCUUCUCCGGACCCGGUUUCACUGUGAGGCGCAGAUCCUCGGCGUAGACCUGACCUCGAACCCGGGACUCAGACCUCACGUGGCCCCGGAGAAGCGCUUCGAGCACAUACUGCCCUCUGGUGUCCGAGUGUCCGUGUGGAAGGGAGAUCUGGCAAACUUCUCGGCUGAAGCUGUGGUCAACGCCGCCAACUCCCAACUCCAUCACGCCGGAGGUCUGGCUCUGGCUCUGGCCGAAGCCGGAGGGCCGCAGAUUCAAAAAGAGAGCGACGAUUAUGUCCGGACCAGUGGAAAUGUGAGGACAGGAGAGGCGGUGGCUUUGGGAGCGGGGAAACUUCAGUGCAAAGCCGUGAUCCACGCCGUCGGACCUCAGCUGUCCUUCAGACCCACAUCUUAUGAGGUUUCAGUGGGUACAGUUCAGCUGGAGCGAACCAUCAGGAGCGUGCUGGAAAUAGUGGAGGAAAAAAAGUUCAAUACAGUGGCGAUUCCAGCCAUAAGCUCCGGAAUCUUCAACUUCCCAUUGGCAGAAUGCGCAGACGUGAUAGUGAACACGGUCAUGAAGUUCUACGGGAGCAUCUUGUCACACAGGUUUAAGCCCAAAGAGGUUCUCCUGGUGAACAUCGACGACCCCACAGUGCAGGAGAUGGCGCUGGCGUGUGUCAGGCUCAUGUCCCCCGUGCCGCCGUCCUACAGCCAGGUGGCAGGAGUCGCACCCCAGACCAGAAGAGCCGCUAAAGGGGCGGCUCCUCCUCCCCAAGUCCAGUUAGGAGCCGUGUGUGUGAUCCUGAGGAAAGGACGCCUGGAGGAGGAGAAGACGGAUGUGAUCGUGAACACCAUCGGCACAGACAGAAAACUGAGCACGGGCCAAGUGUCCAGGGAGUUACUGAGGAAAGCUGGCAACAAGAUGCAACAGGAGAUCUACGGCGCCCCCUAUAGUGGGUGUGUGAUCAUUACAAAAGGAUUUAAAUUAAGCUGUAAAGAAGUCUACCACACCUGCUGCCCCUAUAAACAACAGCAUGGAUCUGACCAGGCGUUGUUCACGUCUGUACGGGACUGUCUGUGGAACGCUGUAUCGUCCAAGCACAGCUCCAUCGCGUUCCCGGCCAUCGGCACCGGGAACCUGGGCUUCAAGGAUACAGAGGUGGCUCAGCUCAUGCUGAACGCCGUGUGUGACUUCACUAAAAGCUAUCCUCCCCCUUUAAACGUGCACUUUGUCAUCUUCCCCUCAGACGUGGAUCGAUUUAAGGCGUUUGAAAAAGAACUGAGAUCCCUCCAAACAAACGUUUCCCAGAUGUCGCCGCCUCACAAUUUUUCACAAGGAGCUCAGAACUUUACACCAGCUCUGCCCCCAAAGCAAGCGUCUGCAGCGUCUCACGGGGACAGACCUGAGGAGAGUCCGGUGGUUUCCCCAGAGCCGCGUCUCCUUCUGCAGAGCUCCUCAGAGGAGAACGUCACAGAGGCCAGAGCCUGGGUCACAUCUCUGCUCCACAACAAGGACAACAAAGUCUGGAUCUACAACAACUUCACCCAGCACCUCGGAGACAAACAACUGCAGGACCUGUCCAACAUGGAGGUGUACGGCGUGGAGGUGGAGGAGCUCCUGGAGAAGGGUUGCUCUGGGUUUAUGGUGAGUGGAAACAGGGCGGAGGACAUCGCGCUCACAGCUCUGACACUGGAGCAGAAGAUCCAGGAGGCGCAGAUGGAGUACGAGGACGAGGAGCGGGAGGAGCUGAGGAGGCUGACCCGGAGGAGCCAGAGUCCGAAGGGUCAGACGAGGGAGAACCGCAGAGAGGAGGUGAGAGGAGAGAGGAGUCGUGUGUCCAGAGGUGACUCUUCAAUCAAACAUCUGGUGGAGCAGCUGAGGAGCUUCGGCAUGGAGACCGUCAAGGUGGAGCGUGUGAAGAACCCAGCGCUGGAGAGACUGUUCAAGCUCCAAAAGGCCCAGAUGCCCUCCCACUCCUCCCAGACGCUGCUGCAGCUCGUCUCUGCUCAGUUCUGUGACACGGUCGGCCAUAUUGGAUUCAGGCCCGAGUGUGCGCCUCCUGAUGAUCCGUCUCUUGGUGAGGGGCUGUACUUUGCUGCAGAUGUGGCGUCGGCUCUGGACACAUGGACCAGACUCUCAGACCAGUUCCUUUAUCUGUUUGUGGCUGAGGUCUUAAAGGGGAAGUCCGGGCCUGGUGCGCGCGGUUUAGUCCUGGGUCUUGGUCCGGGUCUUGAUCCUGGUCUUGAUCCUGGUCCGGGUCUUGGUCUUGCUCCAGAGACUCGCUAUGACUCCGUGGAGAGUUCAAAGGUCACUGUUGUUUUCAGUCACCUGCAAGCAGUGCCCCGAUUCCUCCUGACCUGCCAGAGACCGGGACUAAAGUGGGACUAAAGUGGGACUAAAGUGGGACUAAAGUGGGACUAAAGUGGGACUAAAGUGGGACUAAAGUGGGACUAAAGUGGGACUAAAGUGGGACUAAAGUGGGACUAAAGUGGGACUAAAGUGGGACUAGACCGGGACUAGAGCGGGACUAGAGCGGGACUAGACCGGGACUAAACCAGGACUAAACCAGGACUAAACCUGGACAAAAGUGGGACUAAAGCAGGACUAUCUCAGUCCUCGUACUCUGAGGACCGCCUUAAAACUUUGUAUUACUUUCUGUAUGAUCCUGAGCUAAAACUUUACUUUGUGGUGAAGCUUUUGAAAUAUAUUUUUGUCAUUUUCAUUUGACAUUUGUUUUUGAAUCAUUUUUGUGAAGGAAAAUCUGUAAAAGUUCAGAGAGAACUGUGUUUUUAUUCUAUGCAAAUACAAUUAAAGAGAUUCAUAAC